This is a messenger RNA of Hydractinia symbiolongicarpus, 3468 nucleotides long. RefSeq names its product sarcosine dehydrogenase, mitochondrial-like. The coding region runs from base 244 to 2967 and encodes 907 amino acids. Gene Ontology annotation, molecular function: oxidoreductase activity; protein binding. The transcript has 16 exons. Gene Ontology annotation, cellular component: mitochondrion. NCBI's taxonomy places the organism in Eukaryota, Metazoa, Cnidaria, Hydrozoa, Anthoathecata, Hydractiniidae. The record is from RefSeq and is a predicted model, not a curated record.
GGAAUAGAUUAUGCACGCUGACCACAAUUAGCCAGCUAGACAGGAUCUCCCAAGAAGGGUCGGUGCAAAAAACGUGCGCAUAUUGCUAGUUCAUGUGGAAUUUUAGACAUAAACCUAUCCAGCAGCUUUUUAAAAAAGAUUUCUCACUUCUUUUGGUAAGCAAUUAAAUAAUUUUGCACCAUGAAGUGACAGUGAGGAAGCAUCAGUUUCUAAAGGUUGCUAGCUAGAGAAAAAUGAAUUAAAAUGCUUUCCAUUCGUAAAAGUGCCAGAAAUUUGUUAAAUUUAAAGUUGAUUCCAAAAUGUGCUGCAUGGUUUUCUACAGACACAACUGAGAGUGGUGUGCCUUAUGCACAAAUUUUGAAGUCUGGGGAUGGUAAAACAACAACUUCAGCUGUCCCAACUCAAGCUGAUGCUGUCGUGAUUGGUGGUGGCUCCUUGGGUUGUUCGAUAUUGUAUCACCUUGCUAAAUAUGGAAUGACCAAUGUUGUCCUUUUAGAAAAAGAUCAGCUAACUGCUGGAACAACAUGGCACAGUGCAGGUUUGGUUUGGAGAUUACGACCUGCAGAUUUAGAUCUAGAAUUGUGCAACUACACUCGCAUUUUGGCAAGAGAUGUAUUGGAGAAAGAGACUGGACAGAGUCCUGGUUAUAAUGAGAACGGUGGACUCUUCAUUGCAAACAACAAGGAACGACUUAAUGAAUAUGAACGCUUGAUGACACUCGGAAAGGUGUAUGAUAUUGAAUCCUUUGUGCUGUCCCCAGAGGAAACAAAAAAAUUGUAUCCUCUAAUGAACAUUAGUGAUUUGUAUGGAACAUUAUACAGUCCUGGUGAUGGUACAAUUGACCCUGCAGGUUGGGCAUUGGCUUUGUCAAGGGGUGCGACAAAAAGAGGUGCUAUGGUCAUAGAAAACUGUCCUGUUACUGGUAUUGAAACAAAGGUUGAUGAAUAUGGAAAACGCAGCGUGACAGCUGUCAACACAUCGACAGGACAAAUCAAAACAAACUGUAUUGUGAAUUGUGGUGGGGUUUGGGCGCCAUAUAUUGGAGCUAUGUGCUCUGUGACUGUACCAUUGGUUGCAAUGAAACACGCCUACAUUGUCACUGAAAAGAUUGAAGGUAUAGAAAAAAUGCCUAAUGUGAGAGACCAUGAUGCCUCUGUUUACCUAAAACUUCAAGGUGAUGCCCUAUCGGUUGGUGGAUAUGAAUCAAACCCAAUUUUCUGGGAAAAGGUAAAGAACGACUUUGCAUUUUCCCUAUUUGACUUGGACUGGGAUGUAUUUAGCAGUAACAUUGAAGGGGCUAUAAAUCGAGUACCCAUUAUUGGUGAAACUGGAGUUAAAUCAACAGUCUGUGGCCCAGAAUCGUUCACUGCUGAUCACAAGCCACUAUUAGGACCUGACAAUGAUCUGCGAGGCUUCUAUCAUGGAUGUGGUUUCAAUUCAUCUGGCAUUAUGCUGGCUGGAGGGUGUGGUAAUGAACUUGCCAAGUGGAUCAUCCAUGGACAUCCAGAUCUUGACAUGUGGUCAUUUGAUAUCAGACGAUUUCACAAUUCAUUGACAAAGAAUGAGACAUGGAACCGAGAACGUAGUCACGAAGCAUACGCAAAGAAUUAUUCAAUGGUGUUUCCCAAUGAUGAACCUCUUGCUGCUCGUAAUAUGCGAAAAGAUCCAUUUCAUGAGGUUUUGGCAGAAGCAGGUUGUUUUUUUCAAGAAAGACAUGGUUGGGAGAGACCUGGCUGGUUUAGUAAGACAGAAAAACCUAAAUUGCUUCCUUAUGAUUGGUAUGGCAGUUACGAGGGGACACCUGCCCAUCAAGAUUACACUUAUAAUAAACUGUUAAAAGAUGAUUACACCUUUGGCUUUCCAAAGCACUUUGAUACUAUCGGUGAAGAAUGUCGAACAUGUCGCGAAAAGGUAGCUGCUUUUAAUAUGUCAUAUUUUGCAAAGUUUCUAUUGACAGGUCCGGAUGCUGCAAAAGCUGUUGACUGGAUCUUCACUAACAACAUGAGGAAACCACCUGGUUCUACUACCUACACUUGCAUGUUAAACAAACAUGGCGGCAUAGCUGCUGAUCUUACCGUGACCGUGCUCGAUACGAACGAUAAUUCUUCUUCCAUUUUUCCUAGUUUCGAUGGCGAUGGAUACUACUUAGCUAUCGGUGGCGCCAUUGGACAGCAUGCUUGGGGUCACAUCUCCGACGUUAUAUAUGAUCAGAAAUUUAACGUUGAAUUGAAAGAUAUUUCUGAGUCAGUUGGGAUGUUGAGUAUACAAGGCCCAAACAGCCGUGCUUUACUUGAAGAGAUUACUGGGGAAGACUUAAGUAAUGAUUCGUUUCCGUUUUCUACACAUAAAGUGGUGACCAUUGCGGGCCACAAGUUACGUGCGUUGAGAUUAACGUUCGUCGGAGAGAUGGGAUGGGAGUUACAUAUACCUGCAGAAAGUUGUGUGGAUGUGUACCGCGAAGUGAUGAAGGCUGGUGACAAAUAUGGAAUAAUCAACUCAGGUUAUCGAGCCAUCGACAAUCUUAGCAUAGAAAAAGGUUACCGUCAUUGGCAUGCUGAUAUACGUGACGACGACACACCUUUGGAAGCUGUACUUGGAUUCACAUGCAAGUUGAAAUCAGAUGUACCCUUCCUUGGAAGAGAGAAACUAGAACAGCAAAAGAAAGACGGCUUGAUGAAGAAACUAGCUUGUUUCACCAUUGACGAACACAAAGCAAUACUUGGACUAGAAGCUAUCUAUCGAAACAACGAAAUAGUUGGUUUUGUUCGUCGCGGUGGCUAUGGUUUUCAUAUUGGUAAAAGUAUUGCGUAUGGAUAUAUCAAAGAUCCAAGUGGAAACCCUGUUACAAAUGACUUUUUAAAGAGCGGAGAAUAUCACCUAGAAUUUAUGGGCGUUAAAUUUCCCGCCCAAUACCAUGCAAAAACACCCUUUGAUCCUAAAAAUGAAAGAAUUAAGGGAAACUAUUGAUACAUAUGACGAUUUUUUAUUUUUUUAAAACUUUUGUACAUCAAUUUAUAUUUGGUUCUUCAACCGUUUUUGGUGAUUAGUUUUAUAUUUAACAUGGGCGCACUAUUUAACACCUCAGCUCAGCCAAUCAGAGGUUUCUCAGAGAUAAAUACUAUUCACAUGAACCAUCUCGUUUACAUCAAGAGCCUUUAGGCGAGUAAAAUAUACGGGAACUAAAAAACGAAAAAAAUAUGACGAUAGUUUUUGAAAACAAGUGCGAUAAUUAGUUUAUCAUAUAAACCGAGCAUGAUACUCGACAGAUGAUUGUUCCAUUUUAAGUUGGUUGUAGGUAAAAAAUAAGAAUAUAGAAUUCGUGUAGAUUACCAAUCAAAAUGCGAGAAAACUCAACCAUAUGAUAACUAUUUUUGUUUUUAAAUAAUAGAAAUUAUAUAUUUGGAAGUAUUAAUGUUUUACUACGAAAUCUUUUGUAUUUUUUCGUUGAUUAUCCGAACGCCCUAUACA